CCUGUUGUUUUUUAAACCUCUCAUUCAUUAAAGAGUUUUAAUCGCACGCGCUUAAUUCUUAAAAUGAUGAAAACACGCAGAGCGUCCUCGAAGGCAAAGCAGCUGGAAGUGGCCGAUCUGUCUGAGGACAGCAGAGACAGCAUCCAAUCAAAGGGAUCCUGGAAGCCUGAUGAGCUGGCGCAGGCCUUCAUGGACACCGAGAGCGAGGGAGAGUUUGAGGGGUUCCCUGCGGACGAGUGUGACUGGAGAAAACCGGUGAGUGAGGGCUCUGAUAACGGCUUUUAUUCUGACGGAGAGGAACCGGCGUCUAAAAAGAGGCACAGCUCUGGACUGUGUGUCGCAUUCAAGUUUCCCGCCAAAAGAGGCCCCGCCCCUAAACGGAACACAGCCAAAAAGGGCAACAAAGCGGCCCCAGCCCCGCCCAUCAGCAGGAAGCCUGCGGGAGGAAACAGGAAGUGGCGCGAACCAGAACAAACAAAAGAGUCUACUUUAUAUGACCGCAUUCGAGCAGAGAGCCAAUCAAAACCCUCUGAUAACGUGACCAAUGUGGAGAGUCUACUGACCGACGAAGAGAUGCAGAUACUGAGCAAAAGGGCCAAAAACAUCCAAGAAAAUAAAGCUAUGCUUGCAAAACUGUUUGCAGACUUGAGUUCUUUGCCUGAGCUUCCUUCUAAGACGACGCCUGCGAAGAGAAAGAAGCAGUCCACCCCGAAACGCUGUUUUUCAGAGGUUCAGGUCGAGAGACGAAACCCGGGCCGCAAGGCCAGACCCCCGGAGCAUUUCGGGAAAGAGGUGGAGGAAAACCCGGCUCCUCAGAAGAGAGAGAGCGGAGCGAUCGACAUCAAGCGGCUGAUGGAGGCAAGAGACGCCGAGAAAACUGAACCCGUUUCAUCUGAACUUACUGUAGAGACGUGCAUUAUCCUUUCCUGA
This is a messenger RNA of Sinocyclocheilus grahami, 930 nucleotides long. Its product is annotated as cell division cycle-associated 7-like protein. The coding region runs from base 64 to 930 and encodes 288 amino acids. The record is from RefSeq and is a predicted model, not a curated record. NCBI's taxonomy places the organism in Eukaryota, Metazoa, Chordata, Actinopteri, Cypriniformes, Cyprinidae. The transcript is spliced from 7 exons.